Molecule: messenger RNA, 513 nt
Organism: Salvia hispanica
Lineage: Eukaryota; Viridiplantae; Streptophyta; Magnoliopsida; Lamiales; Lamiaceae
Source: RefSeq, a predicted model, not a curated record
AUGUCGAAUGACGACGAUACCCGCCCUGACGUCGAUGACGUGGCAGAGUUUGCACGGUGGCUUGUCAACAAGGGCAAGUGGAGCGUGAUAGGCACCAACACUUCGACGUCCACCCCCUUCACGUAUCCGGUCUCCUACACCGACGACGAUACAGGCUCCCGGCUCUUCUACCUCUCCACAUUGGACCCCGUGGAGAGGGAAGUGACGGUGGACGUCCGCGCGAGCUUCACGGUCUCGGAGGCAUACAUCAACGGUUGCGAGGGCGCCGACACUCAGUCCCCGACUUGCUCCAAGAUUACCCUAUCCGGCGAGCUCCGCAACCUCCCUGCCGGCUCCAAGGACGAAGCCCGGGCCAGGAAGGCUUUGUUCAAGGCCUACCCGGCCUUCAACGCCUUCCCUCGCAUGAACCAAACUUUUUCGGUCUACAGGCUCGAGAUCGAGGCUAUUUUCCUCGUGAGCAAGUCGGCACCUCCCCGCGACCUCACCGUGGAGGCUUACCUCGAUGCUGAGUAG